GUCCGCCCAACCUGAAAGCUGGCGCAUUUUCCCAGCCUCCAUCAUCAACCGCUCCGCUGAACCCAUCUUUUCUGGUGGCUUUGGUGAUGUUUACACUGCCACGUUGAAAAGCGCCUGCGUUGCCGUGAAGCAAUUCCGACGCAGCUUCCUGGAUAAUGAGAUUGCCGAGUUCCGCAAAGAGAUUGGGAUCUGGCAUCAACUGAGCCACAAGCACAUCCUCACACUCUGCGGCGCCUGCGACACUGCGGAGAAGCCCUUCAUUGUCUCCCCAUUCAUGAAAAACGGCACCCUCAAAUCGCACCUGGGUGGGUCCUCCCAUCGCUCCCUCAACGAGAAGCUUUGCUUGAUGAGCGAGGCGGCUUCAGGCAUGGCGUAUCUCCACAGCAAGAGCAUCAUCCACGCGAACCUGAAAUCCUCCAACGUCCUAAUUGGACCAAGCUUUGAAGCGCUGAUUUGUGACUUUGGCAUGUCCCGCAUCAAAGAAAUCUCGUCAUCGUCGACCUCUCGCACACCUGCCACACCCAUGGACGGAACGCUGAUGUACAAGGCCCCGGAGAUGUUCCAGGCUACCAAUCUGAAGCGUGCCUCCCCUGCCAUCGACGUCUACGCCUUUGCCAUUCUCUGCUGUGAGGCACUCAAGAAUUGUAGCGCCAUAUUCUUGGCCACACAGAAAAUUGAACGUGAUGUCCCCAAUGGCACGCGGCCCCGCCGGUUCGAUGGAGUGCCUGACCCACUGUGGGCACUGAUCACCGAAUGCUGGGACCAAGAUCCAACCAAACGCCCAGCCUUUGAAGUGGUAUCCUCUCGGGUGAGCGCCAUCAGAUAUGAAGCAGCCGCAGGAGAUCCGGAAGCGCAGUUCACCAUUGGAAAAUCGGUUUACUUUGACGCGAAGAGCUACCCCGAUGCCUUCGAGUGGUACACCAAAGCCGCCAAUCAAGGGCAUGCGCAAGCCCAGUACAUCCUCUCCGAAUGGUACCACUAUGGCUUCUUUGUUACCCAGGACGAUGCCAAAGCCGCAGAGUGGUGCAUCAAGGCCGCGAAGCAGGGACAUGCAAAAGCCCAGUACAAAGCCGGCGAGUACUGUGAGUAUAGCGUUGGUGUCACCAAAGACGAUGCCAAAGCCGCCGAGUGGUACAUCAUGGCCGCGGAGCAGAAAUAUGCAAAAGCUCAGUACAAAGCCGGCGAAUGUUACAAAAAAAGCAAAGGUGUUAUGAAGAAUAUCGAGACUGCUCGAUACUGGUACAGAAUGGCUGCUGACCAGGGCUAUGUGUCCGCCCAGUCCGCACUCGAUCAGCUCCCUGACAACCAAUGAUCCCGCAAUUUCCUCCCAUCCGAUCGACUUUUGGUGCUUUCACAAUGACGAUUACAUUCUCGGAUUAUUUUAUGCUACUCACACCCACGGGCACAACGAGACUAGUGCCUUUUGUUUAUGUAGCUCAUCCUUGUGUUUCAGUUUGAAACCAUCGGUGCCUGAUCGGUGUCUGGUCGGCGCAUGAUUGGCGCUCGCAGUUCGGGAUCUCAGGGUUGUUUGGAAAGCAGAACGACAGAUAAGAAGAUCGAUUUCUUUCGUCUUUUGACUGGACAAUUGUCUCGAUAUGGCGGGUGAUGUGGCUGCACUCGAGGUGCAUAGCUCCGAAGAUGUAUUCCUUAUGCCUCGGAA
Molecule: messenger RNA, 1660 nt
Organism: Polychytrium aggregatum
Lineage: Eukaryota; Fungi; Chytridiomycota; Chytridiomycetes; Polychytriales
Product: kinase-like domain-containing protein
Exons: 1
Coding region: 275-1312 (345 amino acids)
Biological process (GO): protein phosphorylation
Molecular function (GO): protein binding; ATP binding; protein kinase activity
Source: RefSeq, a predicted model, not a curated record